Molecule: messenger RNA, 2600 nt
Organism: Harmonia axyridis
Lineage: Eukaryota; Metazoa; Arthropoda; Insecta; Coleoptera; Coccinellidae
Product: alpha/beta hydrolase domain-containing protein 17B
Exons: 3
Coding region: 156-1016 (286 amino acids)
Biological process (GO): protein depalmitoylation
Cellular component (GO): plasma membrane; endosome membrane
Molecular function (GO): palmitoyl-(protein) hydrolase activity
Source: RefSeq, a predicted model, not a curated record
GACAUGUUAGGUGGCAGCAUUGCAUUAUGCUUCUUUAGUUCUUUGCCUACAAAAUGGCGAUGUCAACAAUAAGAAGAUGAGUAGUGUCUUUCUGAAUUGAAAUAAACAUUUCUUUCUUUCAGUUAGUUUAGAAUUUUGUUUAAUUUUCUUUAAAAAUGAAUGGGUUAAGUUUCAGUGAGUUGUGUUGUCUUUUUUGUUGCCCUCCUUGUCCGGAUAGAAUUGCUGCAAAAUUGGCAUUUUUACCACCAGAGCCAACUUAUGAAUUUUCGUCUGACGAAAGUGGAAUAUGUACUUACACCUUAACUGAGAGAGCAGAGUGGCAAUAUUCUGAAAGGGACAAGGAAAAACUAGAGGGUUUCUUCACAAGAACUGAAAGAGGCAACAAAAUAGCCUGUCUUUUUGUUAGGUGUAGCCCCACAGCCAAAUUCACUAUCCUUUUUUCUCAUGGAAAUGCUGUUGAUUUAGGGCAAAUGAGUAGUUUUUAUUUAGGACUUGGUUCUCGAAUUAAUUGCAACAUAUUUAGUUACGACUAUUCUGGGUAUGGAAUAAGUGAAGGAAAACCUUCUGAAAAGAAUUUGUACGCUGAUAUCGAUGCAGCAUGGCAAGCAUUGAGGAUGAGAUAUGGAAUUAGUCCAGAAAAUAUUAUUCUUUAUGGUCAGAGCAUAGGAACAGUGCCUACAGUUGAUCUAGCAUCAAGAUAUGAUGUUGGUGCUGUUAUUCUUCAUUCACCUUUAAUGUCUGGCAUGAGAGUGGCCUUUCCUAACACCAAAAGAACCUGGUUUUUUGAUGCGUUUCCUAGUAUUGAUAAAGUUUCUAAAGUUAUGUCCCCCACAUUGGUUAUUCAUGGUACAGAGGAUGAAGUUAUAGACUUUUCUCAUGGUUUGACAAUCUUUGAAAAAUGUCCAAGAGCCGUAGAGCCUUUAUGGGUGGAAGGAGCAGGCCAUAAUGAUGUAGAACUUUAUAAUGUGUACUUAGAAAGACUAAAACAAUUCGUCAGUGUGGAACUUGUUAACUGACAGACAAUUGAUUUCGAUUAAUAUAAUUUUUGUUCAGAUACAUCCAGUUCCUUAACUGAAAAGUGCUCUAAAUCAAAGCGGCCAAGGAAUAUAUCCUUCAGCUAGCCCAUUUAUAUUUGAAGUUCGAAGUGUUUAUCAAAGAUUCUUAAGGGACACGUGUAUGACAUUCUUGAACAUUUAUUAAAUUAUCUGGACAAUCUCUAAAGUGAUGCAAUGUUUAAAUGUAGAUAAGAACAAUUCAGUGAUAUCCCUUAUUAUGUAUAAUUCUUUUUUACAAAUAAGAUUUUUUUUGUUUUUACCACUUGAUAUGAGAUGAAAAAUGAGUUCAAACAUAAGUACCUGAAGGUAAAUAAGUAGUGUUUAAAAUCUGCGCUACUACCAUGAAAUGAGGUCAAUUUUAUAUCUUCACAUAACUGUUUCUGAUUGAAACUCGAAGCAAAACUUUAUCCUUACUUUGUAACAUAAUUCUGAGUGAAUAAUCCGAAGUGUUCUUCAUAAGCUGGGCUUUUUGUGUUUUUUAUCAAUUUGCUCAAAACUGUGAUUACAAAUAAAUCCUGCUCUCGGGACAUUAGAUGAGGUUGCUUUGCACCCGCUGGAGAAUAUUAAUUUCAUAUUCACCUCAUUUUUAAAUCUCAUACAAACUGGUACAUGCGAACUCGUUUUCGAAUUUCCUGGAAUGUAAUAACUGAAACCGUUUCGAACACGAAAAUUCCCAUGGAAAAUGCCUGAUAUAUUUUUAACAUCUGUGCAGUGUUCAAAUGAAUGGGACAAUUUCUUGUUGCUUAGUAAUUUUUAAUACCAUCGCUAUUUCAUUAUACACUAUUUAUUACAAUACAUGUUUUAAGAUUUCUAAUCCUUUGGAAUGCAUAAUUGUCCAAUCACCAAUUCGUGUAUAUAAACAAAGUGAGAAAUAUUCCACAACAAUUAAUAGAUCUCCGAGAGAUGAAUUGAUCCUUAAUUUUUUUCAUGUCAUUGUUGAAAUUUUCUCUGGAGUUGAAAAACUAAUGGGAUUAAAUGAUCAAACCUUUUCUGAUGAGCUUUUGUUCAAUGAGCUGGCAGAUUAUCAAUUUCUGUCAUUGUUGUGGUUCCACUUCAUAACAUUGUAAAAGUUAUGAACAAAAACGGAAUGUGCAUUUUUCAAUGCAGUAACUAAUUUCCUGUUUGCGCAGGCAGUUUACUGUUUUAUGUGAUUAGAUGUAUUUUGAAUUUUCAAAAUACCAUGUGCAAUAGUGAUAUUUUGACAAAGUUUUUGUUCAUAUCAUUUUCUAUUGAAUUCUGCAGGAAUUGUGUUGUUCAUUUUGAUCUCAAUGUACAUUUAAUACUUUAUCAAAAAAUUUAAUAUAUAUUAAUUGAAGGAUAAUCAUUUAGGUUUAGUGACCAAAAUUCUUUAAGAUAGGAGUGAAGUUCAAACUUCCACCCACAGAAUUAUAUACAUACUACAAUUUGGCAUCAUUUGCAACCAUUAAUAAUUUAAAAUAUCGAUUGUUAUUCUAAUAUGAGCUGUUGAGUAUUUUAAGACAACUAGCUUCAGUUUCUUCCAUUCCAAAAAAAACUUUGUAUGAAUGAUUAAACAAAUUAAUAUGA